AUGCAAUACAGUGCAGCUUAUUUACUUGCUGUUCUUGAUGAUAAUUCAUCACCAGAUGUUGCUGCAGCUGCCAAACUUUUGAGUAUUGUUAGAAUUGAAUGUAAUGAAGAAUGUGCUCGAAAAUUAGUUGAUGCUUGUCAAGGUAAAGAUAAUAAACGAACAAAAGGAAAAAGUUAUGAUUGUAAAAUAAGAAUAUUAUUUAAGGUCGAUAAUGUAUUAACUUUUUAUCAAAAAUGUUAA
Rotaria sordida is the source of this 240-nucleotide messenger RNA. The record is from the annotation of a GenBank genome assembly. Lineage: Eukaryota; Metazoa; Rotifera; Eurotatoria; Philodinida; Philodinidae.